UACAAGUGUGUCUAUUUGCUCUCACCCAGGUGGUUUCCUGGUGACCCAGAAGAUGUUGGACAUGUUUAAACGCCCCACUGAUCCUCCAGAGUACAACUACCUCUAUCUGCUCCCUGGAGGCGUCUUCGUCGGAGGCUACGCUGCAGCUCUGCAGUCUGGAUACAACAUUGAACAGAUGAUGUACUUGGGCUCAGGUCUGUGCUGUGUCGGUGCCCUGGCCGGCCUUUCCAACCAGAAAACAGCCCGUCUGGGUAAUGCUUUGGGUAUAAUGGGAGUCGCGGGGGGGAUCGUCGCCACUCUGGGUGCCCUCAAACCAAAUCCAGAGCUCCUGGCACAGAUGAGCGCCGCCAUGGCUGUGGGUGGCACUGCUGGUCUGACCAUCGCUAAGAAGAUCCAGAUCACUGACUUGCCCCAGCUAGUGGCCGCUUUCCACAGCUUGGUCGGGAUGGCCGCCGUGCUCACCUGCGUGGCUGAAUACAUGAUCGAGUACCCCCACUUUGCCACAGACCCCGCAGCCAACCUCACCAAGAUAGUGGCCUACCUCGGCACCUACAUCGGUGGAAUCACUUUCAGUGGCUCUUUGGUGGCGUACGGCAAACUGCAAGGUGUGCUAAACAGCGCUCCUCUGAUGCUCCCCGGUCGCCACGCUCUGAAUGCCAGUCUUAUGGCAGGCAGCAUUGGCGGGAUGAUUCCCUACAUGCUCGACCCAAGUUACACCACAGGCCUCACCUGUCUCGGAUCGGUGUCCGCGCUCUCCGCUGUCAUGGGUGUGACCUUGACAGCAGCUAUCGGCGGCGCUGACAUGCCGGUGGUCAUCACCGUCCUGAACAGCUACUCGGGCUGGGCUCUGUGCGCCGAGGGCUUCCUGCUCAACAACAACCUGCUGACCAUCGUCGGCGCUCUCAUCGGGUCGUCCGGAGCCAUUCUGUCGUAUAUUAUGUGUGUGGCCAUGAAUCGCUCACUGGCUAACGUGAUCCUGGGAGGCUACGGCACGUCUUCCACCGGUACAGGGAAACCCAUGGAGAUCACAGGGACGCACACAGAGGUCAACGUGGAUCAGACCGUCGACAUGAUUAAAGAGUCCCAGAGCGUAAUCAUCGUUCCAGGUUACGGACUCUGUGCUGCGAAGGCCCAGUACCCCAUCGCUGAGCUGGUGAAGAUGCUUAAAGAAGCCGGCAAGAAAGUCAGGUUCGGUAUUCACCCGGUGGCUGGCCGCAUGCCUGGUCAGCUCAACGUGCUGCUGGCUGAAGCCGGUGUCCCGUAUGACAUUGUCCUGGAAAUGGAGGAGAUUAAUGAUGACUUCCCUGAAACUGACCUGGUCCUGGUGAUCGGCGCCAACGACACGGUGAACUCGGCCGCCCAAGAAGACCCCAACUCCAUCAUCGCCGGCAUGCCGGUGCUGGAGGUCUGGAAGUCGAAGCAGGUGGUUGUGAUGAAGCGUUCCCUGGGCGUGGGAUACGCGGCCGUUGACAACCCCAUCUUCUACAAACCCAACACUGCGAUGUUGCUAGGCGACGCCAAGAAGACUUGCGACGCCCUCCAAGCCAAGGUCCGCGAGUCGCAGUAACGCGGCUCAGAGAGACACCUCCACUGAAAGAGCACACAUGGCGGCGAGAGGACGGAGGAAGACAACCAGGCAACGUUUUUUUUUUUUUCCAAAAGUACUCCGGCGUUGACAUCAUCUUUGUCCAAUUGCAGCUCAGCCAACUGAGCAAAGAUGAUAACUUAGAUAAAAAGGUUUUUGGCAAACCCUUUCUGUUAUCUAUAAAUAAAAGAACGUUAGCUGCAAAAAAAAAACAAAGACAGGCUCGUGCAGGAAGAGCCAAAUAAUGCACACACUGUAGAUUUAUUAGUUCCUUUGGGUUAAUGUACUUAAAUUACUCUCUGACACGUCUUUUAUUUCUAGAUAUUAAAGGAAGGGUGCGUCAACCAUCUGCAUGUGCUCUGCGUAAUCUGGGGAGCAGCUGAGCGAGUGUCCUCUUCAUUGUAGACACGUACGUUAAUGUAAAACAACAAUCAGAAGUGUAGAUGCUUUCAAGUGUUAGAUAAUUUCACUGUUAAGAUGUUUUAGGAAAUAGUCAAUAGAUAAAAGAAAAUAAUAGAUGAAUUGGAGUAAAAUAUUGUGCUGGUUCACCACCAGAGGAAGAGACUUGAGCACUAACAUCUUUUCCACUGUAAAGAGUUUCCUCCCCCCCUGUUUUUUUUUCUCCAGAGUUUGAUUUUGUUAGGUAAUAUGGUGUUCCCUCGGAUAGAUCUUACUUGCUCAUUUAUUUUCUGUAUAAGUUAAAGGAAAAAAAGCAGAAUAGUGCAACAUUUUUGUAAAGUUCUUUCAGUUCCAGUUUUAUACUGUAUUGAGAGAUUUUUUGUAUUCGGGCUAAUCGGUGUCCUAAACUUAGAAAAUGUCUGUGUGUCGUCACGCUGUUUGCUUUUUUUCUUUUCACUUGAGUGUGUCUUGUGACCUCCACCGAUGCCUCCAGUGCACACUCGGAUCCAAAAAAACUGUUAAAAAAAAACCCAUUCAGGCGUCUUGCAUCGAGCCCAUAAUGCAAUAAACCGACUGGAUGCGACCUUUACGUGUGAGACCGCAGCUGUCCUGUAACGCUAGUAAAGGCCUGUCCUGCUCUUACAAACAAACACUCUUGUAACUCUCGAUGGCUGAAUGGGUUUUAUGAUGUUUUUUUGAACCAGGUGUGUUCCUUCACCCUGUGUGGUUCCGAUAUUACAGUACAUGAGAUGCUAGCUUUUGGCCUUAACGGUAAGGAAGGGUUUUGUUUUUUAAAGUGAAUGUGGCUCAUCCACUCCAAUGUGUGUCCUCAUUAUUGCUCUACAGGGAAAUGAAGGAUCACUGUUUGUAAAGUAGAGCCAGAUGGCAGCCUGACUGUUGUGUAAAGAGUCUAAACAACAAUGCAGUUAUUUAAAUCGAAAUUGUUGCCACGUUUCAGAAUAUAUGAAUUGCUAGUUAGCAUUUCUAAACUGACAUCGCCAUUUUUUUUUCCUCUUAAUUUUGUUAAAACCUAACAUUUGCCAUAAACGUGUGCCAACCCCUCCACUUCUACACUCAAUCUGGUUAGAAAACACGGCACAAAAUCGAUUGUCUGACUCGUGUAGUUGGAGAAAGAUCACUAACAAAAUGACAACAGCUUCCACUGUUAUUGCUGUCCUGAGUUAACCGAGGGUCCGCUUAGUGUUUAGCUAAGGUGCUGCCGUUUGUAUAUUUCUUUUAGCUGAAUUAGGAUGUAUAUUGGUACAUAGUUUGAGGAACAAUAGCUCACGAGGUGACAGGUCGGCAGUCUUUUACACUUUAUAAUCUAUAAAAGUACUGUACGCAGUUAUAGUUUCGUCCUGGGACCUGAUACAUUGACCAUGACAACUGUCCUACCUCUCCAUAAAACGACCAACACCUUCCCACAGGACCUUCAUCACGACCAACCGCCUCUUACUGUACCUACCGCAGGACCACGACAGUCGUUUCCUCACCUCUCACCUUAUCCAAAACAAAAACCCAGGACCAAUAGCCUUCUGUUUUGUGUUCACUUUUAACCAUCAGACCUCAGUUUGCUCUUAUUUUUUUUGGCAAGUGUAAAGCUGCAGAUGUCAUUAGUGUUUUGAGAAGGAGGUUAUUGUUGUUACAUGUCAAUUUACACACACACACACACACACACACAGAGUCUUCACGACUACAAGAUCAAGAUGUCCGCUUUAUAUUUGUAACUCGUCGCCAUUUUUUAAGGUAUUGACAAAUUAAGGGAGAAGGAAAUUUUAUAAUGAUUUUGACAAAAAGCCCCCUUUGUGCCCUUUUUUUUUUUUUUCUUCUUAAGGAGAGUAUUUUUGUAAAGAGGCGUCAUAUUUGUGCAGAGCAACAAUGGGAUUUUGAAGUACCAGUGCGCCAUGUUAGGGAGACGAAAUGAUGAAAUGUACUGUGAAUUUGUUCCCCCUCCCCCUCCCCCUCCCUCCUCUUUUGUUUAUCAUGGAACAUUUUCAUCCCUAAUAAACCUGUAUUUACACUAA
This is a messenger RNA of Stegastes partitus (bicolor damselfish), 4008 nucleotides long. Its product is annotated as NAD(P) transhydrogenase, mitochondrial-like. Gene Ontology annotation, biological process: NADPH regeneration. Lineage: Eukaryota; Metazoa; Chordata; Actinopteri; Pomacentridae. The annotation marks the transcript as partial. The transcript has 10 exons. Gene Ontology annotation, molecular function: proton-translocating NAD(P)+ transhydrogenase activity; NADP binding. The record is from RefSeq and is a predicted model, not a curated record. Gene Ontology annotation, cellular component: mitochondrial inner membrane.